CAUUGUCAGUUUGCCAGCGGAGAUCGCGCGCUCUUGGCUAAUAGCUUGGCUUGUUAACGUUAACUGUUUUGUCUACUUGUAUGUAUACUGGCAAGCUUUCUUGCCUCUCUCUGGCAUAAUAUAAUCCGUGUUCGGGCCGCGUUCACCUUUUGCUACAAUUGUACACAUAUACAGAAAAUGUAGCUCUAAGUGUCAAAGAAACCAUCAUCACAACUACAAAAAGAAAAAAAAAAAAAGAAAAACGGGCGUCGUAGGAAAAGUGCUUACCAUUUCAUUUUUGUUCAUUUUCUAAUACACAUACGUAUGUACAUUUGUAUAUAUGUACAAAGAAAACACGUUCGAACGUAAAAAAAUUGCCCUGAGAAAAGUUAUAAAAUACCAAAAAGGUUAUGCAGAUAUCUCCCCUAUGUAUACUCCCACGCUAAACUUUUACCUCUCUUCACACAUACAUACAUAUGUAUAAAUAAUGCAUACGGUUUCUGAUUAUAUUCGGAUCACAAUUGGAAUACUUUUUACGUUAUACCCUGACUAUAACGCUAAAUAAGGUAAAAUUGUUUUGGUUUCGUUUCAAAGUUGGUCAAUAAGAAGAAAUGACUAACGGAACAACAGAAAUCUUAAAUCAAAAUAUUUAACCAAGCACGGUUUCAAAACUUAUUAAAGUAAAAGGAAUAAGGAUAUGUACGACAGUAAUAAAAUUCGAAAGGUGCAAUAUGCCACAGAUGCAUUUACGGAGGAUAAGCUAAACGACAACGAUAACGCUCAUGGAGACGAACUAAUGUGAUACUACAACGAUACAUGUACAGACAUAUCAUAUACAUACAUACACAAAUCAUUAACUUUGAGAUAUUUACAACCGUUUGAGAUUUAACCAAAGACUUUUCUGAAAGACUUGUCAAAGACAAUAUUUUGAAAUGGAACAUCUGGACCUGGCGGGAUAUCUGGCUAACACAGCAACAUGUUGGAACAGCCUUGGUGCAUUUGAACAGCAAGAGGCUGUCUUCUUGUCAAGCUCGCGGCAAAUGUUAGAACCUAUCAUAGAGGAGACCAGCGAGGACGAAGAGCAUGCCCAGGUCAGUUGGAACGGCCAGGAGCAGCGUAGCAGCUUUUGGAGCUCCACGGGCUCUGUCAUAUGCAAUGAAGUAACAAAGGAUGUCGAUGCCAUUUCCGAACGGGACUUCGCUUGUCCACCAAAACGUCCUCGCCGUUGCCAGGAAAUAGAGCUUCCACAGGUUGUGGAGGACAUUGUCCAAAUGCGACGCACUCCUCGCCAUGAAACAGAAGCUCACAACAGCAUGGAGCGUUUUCUCGCCGCGGAGGGCUGUACGCGAGACAGCUACGGUAGCCAAGGGCAAAGGAACAGUACAGGCAGUCGGCGCGGUGGCGCAACUUUUGAUGACUACUACUCGGAUAACGACUCGUACCAUUCACUGUCUCGCAGCUCGUCCUUGGUGCAGUUCGAAUCCCUGGAGCGGCAGCUCACGCUGCAGGAGCAGCACCUCAGCUUGAAUAGCCUGGGCAACAGCUCCCCUUCGCUUCUCAGCUGUGACCUGGGCGUCGGUGCCAGUACCGGUACCAGUGAUAGCAAUCCAGAGAGCCGGCGGGGCUCCGCAUCGUCCUUGUCUUUAAUGAAGCGCUACGAGUCAAGCGACGGACGCCUGCACCAGACUUACUAUGAAUUGAACAAACUGGAUCUAGAAGACCAGCACCAGCGACAGUUGUUCUCUAAGGGCCUGCACCAGGCUGGGAAUAAGUCCGACUUGGAGUCCUGCUCAAGCUCCACCUCUAGUUCCAGCUCCAGCUCUAGCUCUGACAGAAGUGGCCACAGUAUGUUAAACGCGGGGCAGGGCACCGGGGGGAAAGUGCAAGCUGGCAGUAAAGAUGUGGACGAAACUGCCUCCAGGCGAGUGCCGCUCAACUCAGCAGAGAAUUUGUCUGAGGAUUCUGGCUACUGCGAACCAAGCACGCAGCAUCGUAGCGAAAAGCCUAUAGCAAUACCCAAGAAUUUUGACAAGCUUUGCGAGGAGAGGGAGGAGGAGCUACUGCUGCUGGAGGAGAUCUCGCAUCAUUCACGAAACUCCAAUGGCGGACAUGAUUUGUAUCAGCCAAAAAUAGAGCAGACAACGGACACGGCUGCUAUGCCCUGCUCUCCGUCUUCUCCAUCGUCUAUAAAUAGUUCUUCAGAGAGGACCGGCUCUCAGCCAGAAUCGGUGGCACCGUCGCCGUCUCCGAGCGGAUCUGUAGCCUCCUCUUCGUCAUCCACCGCAUCGUUUACGUGGCUGCGCAAUAGUUUGCCCGAUAUACGCGAGCCGCGAGGUUCGCCGUCGCCCAGCAGAGCAAUUGUUGAUACAGAGGCACACACCCACGGCUACGUGCUGGCCACCACUAGCAGCAACACAAACGAAAUCAGCAGCGGGAGCCGCAGCAGCAGCUCAUCCUCGGGCCACUGUUCGCCGCUCCUGGGUGUCACCACCAAUUCGCUACCCAGCGGGCUGCAACAGUUGGGCCGUCGGCGUCGACCCCGUCUCAGCCGCCGCAGCCAGCGGAACUGCCAAAGUAGUGGCAGCAGCUCCAGUGACGGGUUGGAUUUGGAGAUAGAGGAGAGGCGUGACGACUUCUUCCUCGACGGACACAGUCUGCCGCGAACUGGGCGCAGCUGCAGCUGGACUGAUCGCAGACCAACGCAAGCCUUUACAGAGAGAGCUGUGUUGGGUGUGGCCAGCGCGGGAUAUUUAAACGCUAGCUAUCAAAACCUCACGCUUCUCGACUACACAGGCCAACAGCCAAAGUCCGAGCAGCUCCAAAUGAAUCACAAGAGAAACCAGUCAGCUGAAACUAAGAUGUCCGACCACGACGGCAGAAUCUCUGGCGGGGAUUAUGAGCAGAUUAUAUGCAAAGGCAACUUUUUGCUCGAUGAGAUCAGCAAGAUAUACGACAAGAAUGUUUCGAUCUUGAACGAUAAGCCCGUUGUGGAACCGGAGGAGGAGCAACCACAUGACCAGGUCGAUUCAGAAGCCGUCCCUGAGGAAGUAGAACAAGCUCAGCAUAUUCAGCUGACGAUAAGAAAGGCACCGCCACUGCAUAAGUUUGGGGAUAAGCAUGGAGAUGAAAGGCUCCAGCUGGAACCGUAUCUGGAGGCACAACCACAGUUGACUUUCAGCAGCUUCGGCAAGAAGACAUUUGACCAGGACCCCACUAACCUGCGGACCUCCUAUACCCAGAGCUUGGAGCAGUGCAACUUCACUGCUCAAGAGGUGAUUCCGGCCAAACCUCCGCCUCCGCCGAGGUCCUCAUCUGCUCAAAGAGCUCUUCCCAAGCGGCGCUUCCUCCAAUCGCAGGCAGCGGCCGCCAAGCAGCGCAGCCUGGUCAGCAGCACGCCAAAUCUCUCCGCUUACGAAGACCUGCGGCAGGAGCCGGAGGACGACAUUUAUGUGAGCAGUGCCCACACUUCUAUGCACCAACUGCCUCAGAAUUCCACUGAACCAAAACCACUGGGCAUAUUGCUGCCGGCCGGCUCUCGGAAUUCCUUCAGCAAGGAGGUGAGUUUCUGCCCCGUGGUUAGCAAGUAUUGCUGGCAGGAGCAGUCGUCUGAGGAGCCGCCAGAUGGCGGCCUUUCCGGCGAGGGCGAGCAAUCACUUUCGAGUGACGACGAGCUCCUGGACAACGCGGACGCCACUGUCAUGCACAACACCAAAGAGAACGAGAAUGUCGCCGCACGGUACACCGAAGAGCAGAUGCGGCUGCAAAGAGAGGUGCCAAGAGAAGCGACAAGAGAAGCGCCUAGAGAGGCGCUCAGAGAGCCGGCGAUCGGUGCCGAAGAGAGCGACGAGAACAACGAAAACAUCGAAAUUAACAACGCCUCACCCGAAGGCCAGACGAGUGUCGAAGCUAAAACCGAGGCCGGAUCGGAAUCCGAACCCGCCUUAAACAGGGCCGCUCUGGGAACGAACAAUGUCGGCCGCUUAGUCGACGUCGCGAACUCAUCAUCGUUGGUAAACCAGCCACCACUAGCUCGUUCUAGUCGAUCGGUAAUCGCCGCAGCCGCAGCCGCACCUGCCAGCGCCCCCGCUCGACCUUUGAGCCUCCAUCUGCCCAUUCUCAGCGAGCCGCCCACCAAUCGCGCACACCACAUCCUAUACGCCUCCCAGCAGCUGCUGCAGCGCUACGAGACGGAUCCAGAUCAACAGAUCCGCGAGAUGACGACACCGGAUGACCCAAAGCCGAAGGCUAUAACCAUGGCCACUGGCAAGACGGAUGACAAACAUCCCAGCUCCAAGAGUUUUCUCUCCAGAUUUGCCAACGGCCUGCGCUUUUCGCUGCGCCGCAAGAAAAAGCAACAGAAGGUGGAAAAGCCGGAGCCCAAGGAGGAGCCGAGGCAGCCGACGAUAAUCAAAGCAGCUUCUGCUCCAGUGCCUCCGAAGACCUCGAGGGAGAGCGGUGGUAGGGCAGUAGACUUCAUACACAUACCACUAAAGCCUCCACGAGCUGUGCACUCCAGCCCACUGGAGGAAAGUCAGACCGCCUUGCAGCCGGAACAGCUGACAAAGACAUCAACCCUCCAAAAGGUAGUCACCGGCAAGCCCCCGUUGCCAAAACAGACUCGCAGCAGCAGCCUAGCGCAUGCGCCUCAUGGAGUCACCAGUGCUGCCCAUGCCAGCGAUGCACUACUAAGCGCCGAACGGGAGGAAUACCAGCAGUUCGCCGGUCAGUUGACAGCGGGAAUUGAUGCGACCAGAAUGCGGGACAGCCAGUCUCCGUCUCGGGCGAGUGUCGCCCAAAAAACACAGAUGUUCAACCAGCUGGGCGGAGUUAGGCCCACCAUGGUAACCGCUGUGCCAGUGGCUGUGUCGCCCGUGAACGAGGACGGCUUAAUGGGUCUAAUCGAGACUAAUCUGGAUACCCACGAGACGGUUAUCUCUGGCAAGACUCGCUCUCUAAUGGACAUAACUUCCAACCCGCUUGGGCAGCCGCACAAGCGGUAUAUUGUGAAACGUCUGAAAGUUACCAGUGCGGCAUACAACACGGACGACCUGGAUCUGGAUGGAGAGGACGUUGUCAAAACAGCGUCAAGAGGAGGAGGAGCAGGAGGUGUUCAAAUCGCAUCUAUUCGAAGGCCCCACAAGAGCAUGGAGUUUCUGCUGGACAAAGAGAAUCAGAGAAAUACAUUGCCUCCAGAGAACGAGCUGCAGAAGCUUCAUGAUCAGAAUCCUGCUGCUUUAAGCGAGCACCAGUUGCGUGUCCAGGCAUCGCUCCAAAGGCUCAAUAUCCCCGACUGGUUCCGACAUUAUAAUCAGGGCUCCGGACAUGUUCCAGCAGAUGGAUGCACUACCGCUGGCGGCUAUCGGCCGGGCAACUUCACCCGAAAGCGCACACAGGAGUCGGGACGCUGGCAGGGGCUCAACUCGAAGACGACGUCGCUCAGCUCGCUGGGAUCACAUCGCUCUGACCGGAGCCCCUUGCUCCUGAGUCCCUCAGCGCAUAGUCACCACGGCGGGCAGAGUGGGUCGGCGGCGGUUCACGGGUCGGUGCACGCACAGACCAGCGCGGGAUCUACUCGCUGGUCCACAUCACAAUUAAACUCAACCCAGACGUCGCCCAGCGUCUCGCAGCGUAGCAGUUUUGCUCGAGGCGCACCCAUUAACAGCAGCUUUAUGUCGGUAGCAAGUAGCUCCGGAGUGCUGCGCAACUCCUACCGGCAGCCUUACCUCGGCUGGCGCAGCACUGAGAAGCUGUCGCAGCGGACGCCCCAUGAACGACUGGCGAACUCUCUGUUGGCACAACGCACUACCCCGUCCCCCACAUCGACGCCCAACGGCCCGCGAACCCAACGUCCCGAGGCGCCGGAUAUUCAGAGUUCAAUAAAGGAGGUGACCUCCGCCAUUGUGCAUUUUGUGAACGACCAGCAACAACAGCAAACACAGCAUCAGAACAGCCGUUCAGUCAGUCCAAAUUCGAGAAAAUGCUGGCUGGAGAGCAGCUUUGUCGGCACCCGGCCCCUAGAUUCGCCCCAGACUCCCGACAUUGACCGCAGCCCGCCCGCGUCGGCCCAAGCCCAGCAGCAGAAUCCGCAGCAACUUCACACGCACAACCUACGUCUGGAUGGCAGUCUGUCGCCGGUGAACGCAGCUGGACAGCCGCCACUUCGCAUGAACGGACUCAGCCGUGUCGGCGGCGGUGGCGCGCCCGAACGCUCGUUGAGCAGCGCUUCGUUAGAAGACGUCCUUGCCUCGCUUUUAGGACUACCGGCUAACUCUUCAUCCAGCCAAAACAGCUACCGCACCACUAACAGCAGCAGUACCCAACCAGCGCCUACGACGACAGCACCAGACGUAGCUAGUCGGCAACAGUUGGAUGCGCUAUCCGUGUCUGAGCAGCAGCGACUCCGACGUCGCAGUGAGGGGGACUCCCCCCAGCAAAAGAAGUUGUCCCAAGAACAGCCGCAAUCGAAUUCCACUACCCAGUCGCAAUCGCAGUCCAUUGGAGCAGAUUCAAGUAGCAAGCCAAAUGUCUCUGGGAUCCGGCGCGUCUCGCUGGACGAAUCAGAGUCCAAAAAUCAGCAUGCGUACAAAGCAGGAGGCAGUAACCAGGUCAGCUGGGAGCUGGGAUCGGGGUCUGGGUCUAGGCUACAGAUCCGCUGCCGGAACACCAAAUGCGAGCAGAGCGCCUCGCCCAGCGACGCCAAGAAGUUAUUCAAGUCUUGCCACAAUUGUUCCCAUCUAUACUGUUCACGCGAAUGUAGGCGAGCCCAUUGGGAGAAGCAUCGCAAGGCAUGUUUGCACUCACGUGCCUCCAACCUGUGCCGCCAGGUGUUAGCCACCUGCAAGGACGAUCUGGACUCUCAACGCCAUCUAAGCCUGUUGGCGCGGAAGGGCAGUCUCUCGCAAGGAAGGGGUGUGGUGCGGGUGCUCUUUCGGAGUGCCGAGGCUGCGGAAGGGUUUAUUAAGAACGGGUUUCAGUGCAUGGGCGAGGCCUCCUACGUGCGCUGGCCGGACCUGAUGCCUGCCGAGAUGGGCCUGGAACUGUACUCGGAACUGCUUAAACUCAGUACAGAGUAUAAGCCGGAGUCAAAGAUGCUUAUUUAUGUAGCCAUAUGCGUAGUCUCCGAAGCGCCGGGCAUGGGACAGGCACCAGUGCGGUGGGAGCGUCAGCUGGUUAGCCGCUGCGCCAAACUGAAGCUCUGCAAGGUGGUCCUGUCCGCGCUCGAGCAACAGGAGCAGGCUCAGCAGCAAACACAGUCUGUGUCGGCUGUGGCCGUUCCUGAAUGUACCGAGAUCCUCAUCCUCACAUUUAACCCCGGCCAGCGCUCUUUGCACGGAAACCGGGAACUGAUUCUUUGCAACAUCCUGGAUAUUUUAUCACGUCGGGGGGUCUUGCUCCGCAAGCACUAUCCCGAGAUCUUUCAGCGCCUACAAACCUACACCGAGGGCCAGAGCGAUAAGUUUAACCCAGUGACGCUGCAUCCUCGGGACUCACAAUCAGGCCAGAGCUUCGUCUGCAUCAUCAUGCCAGUGCACACGGAUAGCGAGUUUAUCAAGCUGCCUUCGGCGGCAGAUGGCGGCAAUCGGGUGACCACUAUCGACGUAGGGUCACCUGCCGCCUUGGCCCAGAUGGACGACGAUGAGCUGCUCUUGCGCACUACAACAUCAAGUUGAUUGAAGGCAAAUGACAAUUUCUGCGGCGGCGGUCGACAAAGAAGCAGCCGCUGCAGUAGUGCCUCGCCUCCCCACAUACUUGACUAUGGUGACGCCGUAGGAUGUGGCAUUGAGAGCACCCGUAUGUGAUGCGAUGCGUCUUCUAUUUGCCCCUCUAACACAUAUGUCUUUAUCAUCGGCAUCAAAGAACGCUUAAGCAUAAAAUCCAAGUUUAUAGCCGUUAACUGGUACGUUUCCGAAAAUCUGCUUUAUCAUAAAAAAUUACUGGAGUAAGAAAAAUUCUUAAAAAUAAAACUAGAUAAUUUAAAAGUCAAAUUAAAACCCUGAAAUUUACCAAUAGGGUACUACGGUAUUAUAACUUAGUGCCCACCGAGAAUGUAUGUAUGUAUAUAACAGACAGACAGACAAAGCUACUAAGGUGGGUGACGACUUGUUUGCAUUCCUCACGCCUGCCACUGCUGCAAGAAAUCAUGAAAAACUUGUAAUGAAACUAUAACCAAAACUUCUCUAAAAGUUUAUAGAUAUUGAUUGAAAUCAACGGAAAGAAUAAUGAAUUAUCAUUUAAGAUUAAUAUACUUUUUAAUCUUUGACUGUUUUGAGAAUUUCUUUAUAAGUUAGUUAUAAUUGUUACAAUUUAAAAUAAUUUAUAUUUUAAAUGUGUUAAAGUGCAUCGAAUGCAAGUCUUAUUACAUAAAAAGUUCAAAUGACAAGAAAGUAUGGUUAAACGAAAUGUCGCGACAGAGAUUCAAAUUUCAUUAAAAAAAACUACUCAAUACUUUUAAGUAAAAAAAAACUUUAUUAAGAUAUCAAUACAUUUUAGAAUUACCUGUAUAAAAAUGGUCGAUCACAUUUGGCUAACAACAAAAAGUUAAUUCUGUCUGGUCACGUGCAAAAAACUUACAUUUCGCAUCAACAAUAAGGCAACGUAGGAGUACCGUUAUUCGAAUGUUGUCAAAAUAAAAAUUGGUCUUCGGUUUUUUUUUUCACUUGUCGCAUUUUUGUAAUAGAGUACGGACGAACUUGGGGAGUUAUUAGACAAUAAAGCUGAUUAGUCGGGCCUUUGACCUUGGCUUAAUCCGAAUGAAACUUUUUAAACGGUCAAUAUUUCAAUUAUAGGUAGAAUAUGUAUGUGUUAAUCGAAACAGAUCAGGCGUCUUGUUUUGUUUGUUUCCAUUUCUAUUAUUUAGAAAGCUAAAAUUUCGACUGCAGAAUGAAAGCAUAAAAGAAUUAACCCUUUUUAUGUUUUAGAGGUAACGAAACUACGUUUUUUUCCUAUUUGGCUUAUCUAAAUUUCGUAAAUAUUUAAAAUGUAAUAAAAUAUCCAACCUUUGAAUCCCAGAGCACAUAUACAUAUGUACAUUUGGAAAAUUACAUAAAAAGGGAUUUUCAUACCCUUGCAGAGAUGACCCUAUACAUUUUUGAAGCAAUCUGAACUUUGCAGAUAGUCUGCUGACUAUUCUCACUACUAGAUACAUAUAUCGGUACUGGCCAAAUCGGUCGACUAUAUUAUAUGGCUGCCAUAGGAACAAUCGUAAAAAAAUUAAAACUUCGCUGUUUUUCAACAUAUGUUAAUGUGAAUGUUUAAUGAUGUUAAAAAAAAAAAACAAUGCUUUAAUUUUGUUUCUAAAAAUGUUACUGCAAUUGUGUGGCAACCAUAAGAUAUAAGAAUGAGAAAAAGCAAGUGUCUCACGGUCUAAGGUACGAGUAACCAUCUUGGGUGUGUUCGAUUACGAAUGAACACGACUGUGUUCACCCGGUACCCAAAGAAUCGUUCAUGAAAUUAUGAGAAACAUAGAUAUGGCCACAUAAACGUAUCCUGCUAAGAAUAUGUUGCACAACACCCAAAUAAAGGCAAAUGUUUCCAGAAACAGCCAUUGGUGCUGCCAACACAAAUGUUGCAGAAGUUCAUAGAAGCAUACACAGGAACUUCAUUGUCUCAUAACUCCCACGUUUAUAUUCAAAUUAUACUCAAUGACAACACCAUUCAUUAAUUCGACAACACUUAUUUCCUUACACAAAAAAUCACUAAUUUAUUUUAGUUACGGUUUUUCAUGAUUUGUGAGGGCGAAAAUGACCUUGCCCACAUAUCAAAAUAAACUUGAUCUGCGUGCAACUGAAUGUUGUCAAGAAGUGUAUCACUUGGUUAAUCUCUGAGAUCUGCUGCUGUAAACCGGCUAACAUGGAAAAAUGACUUGGCUGGUGAUGACGAUCUAUGUAUACUACGUCUGCCUGUUAAACAUAUUCUCUCUUCUGAAAACAAACUUGAUCCGUGUGUAACAGAUACACAUUUUGGUACUGGAUGCAGGGGAAUGCGGUAAUAAGUUAUAGGCACAUAACUCAAGAUAUAGUUUAUCUAUAUAUCCGGAUUGUAUACACAUGUAUAGUAUUAUAGUAUUAUCAAUAAAUCAUGUUUUUAAUUUGCUCACAUAUGAUCAUUAUGUUAAACUAUAGAACAAUUUUAAACCGGCAUGACCUCAGAGCUUUCAUACCAUGUAGCCUAGGUACACAAUUACAAAUAAAUUCCAACCGAUAAUGUAUAUCUGACUCUCGGUUCGUGUGAAACAACAGAUCUCUAUAGGGGGUAGGGUACCGCAUCCCACACAGGUCAAGUUAAACGUUUGGAUGUAUUCGCUACCAAUAAACCAUGGUGAUUAAUAAAUCCUCUGUUCUGUUGAGUUCAGUAAAAUUGUAAAUUUUGUAAUAUGUGGAUAGCCCCUUAAAUCCACCACUAAAAAAAAACAUUUUCCUUUAAAAUUAAAGCACAAACGCCUUAGUACCUGGUGUUCCACAGUCGAGAGCGCUUCUUAAUUUUAUAUAUACUUACGUGCUAAAAACACCUCCAGUAAUUUGUUUUUUUAAUUACCUUUUAAAUUUACCCAAUUAUUUAUUGAUAUCAGGUUAAUAUUUUUAAAAUAGUGUUUUAGCAAAGUGACCAACAGAUGCGCAAGUGGUCUAAAUUCACUUCUCUUGUUAUGUUGGCAAAAAUAUAUACAUAUAUAUAACUCUUAUGUCUAAUGAAAAUUAAAAUUAGAAUAUUAGCAUCAAAUCCCCUCACAAAAACGCUUUAUUCGACAAAUAAAACUUUUGAACGCAAAGUUGGAAAAGUCUAAAACAAAGAAAAAUAAAUACAAACUUGUAAAUGAAAAAGAUAUGAAUAAAAAAAAACCAACGCUUCGCUGGACGGGUGAAAACAAAAUUCUUGUGUAUAAACAUUGAAUAAGCCAAUUCUUACUGCUUUUUGCAAUUUAAAUUAUUAUAUAGCAUUUAAAGCAAAAAUCUCUUAUUUGUUUUACUUUUUGAAAAAAAUUGUACUUGGUUAAUAAUACUAAGCAAAGAAAUAUGUUCACUGUUUUAAAUUAUACUAGUCAAAUUUGAUGUUUUAUCCAAUGUGUAAUAAUUUGCAAAAGAAAGCCGUUUACUUAACUGAAUAUUUUGAAAAUGAUUUAAAAAUCACAUUUUAAUAAAAACUGAAAAAAAAAAUAUUUCAGAAGUAGCCGACAAAAGUGCUCUCUUCAA
This is a messenger RNA of Drosophila kikkawai, 11165 nucleotides long. RefSeq names its product serine-rich adhesin for platelets. NCBI's taxonomy places the organism in Eukaryota, Metazoa, Arthropoda, Insecta, Diptera, Drosophilidae. Gene Ontology annotation, cellular component: apical junction complex; plasma membrane. Gene Ontology annotation, biological process: cell-cell junction organization. The record is from RefSeq and is a predicted model, not a curated record.